AUUAUCAAUCAUCGUAAUCAACAGAACCAGGAUAACGCACCCGGCUCACUUUAGCAACGGGGACACAUUCCCUUCUCCACUCCCUCUCUCUCUCCCUAAAAUUGUUUCAGAUUUAUCAGUUUUUUCCAAUUUACUCUCAAUCUGAAACCCUUAAUUGGAAAUUCAAUCAAAAAGUUCACCAAAAUGUUCACUGGGGUUUCCCAUUGCCUUGAAAUUGGGGCGCUAAUCAAUGUCAAAUUCUUUCAAGAAAGGCAUUUUCUGGGUCACAAAGAUGCAAAUCUUUGAGGUGAGAUUCUUUGGAUUUCUUUGCGCCUUUUGUUCUAUUGAAUGAAAAAUUCUGGUGGGUAAUAAUUGAAUUUUCGAGAUUUUUUUGAAGGUUCUUGUUGUUUGUUGUAGAUUUCCUUGAUUUUUGGAUAAUGGGUUUUGGAUUGCAUGUACAAUUCACUUCGAUUCUGGGCAGAUUUGAUUACUUUAGUUAGGAAUUUAGUCCUUUUUUGGAAAAAAAUUUGUGGUCAUUUGGAAAUUUGGUGAAGAAAUCCAGUUAGUUGCAACAAAAGCAGGUCUGAUAAUUGUGAAAUUUAAUUUGGGGGUGAUCUUGUUGUGGAUGGAAAAUUGGAAAUGCAAUCCCAUUAACAUAGUUUGAGGGUAACUUUUGAUUUUCUUGCUUUAAUUGAGAAUGGAUGACGAGGAGAACAAUUCGAGGUAUAUUCCGAAAGCAUAUGACCUGAAUAAUCAACAAGAGUAUGGUUCCUCACUCCACCCUAAAGUUUCUGGUUAUGAUGCUACAUAUCCUGGUAAUGAGGAGGAAGAUUUAGAAGAUGAAGAAUUGGGAGAAGAGGAAGUAGAAACUAAUGGUGUUAGAAUGUUAGGCAAAGAUAUCUAUGGUGAUGAAGAAGAGGAUGAGGAUGAUUCUGAUGAUGAUGAGGAGGAGGAAGAGGACAAUGAUGAACAUGAUGAUGGUAAAAGUUUUAAUGUGAAGGUGGAAGAUAAUGGCAACGAAAGGCCACAAAAGAAGCGGAAGUUAAGAACCCUAGUAUCGAAUUAUGAAUUUGCUCCACGUUUGCCUACGCCUACCCCUACCCCUACCCUUACCCCUAACCCUAACCCUAACCCUACACCUACUGUUCGGAAAGCUGUAAGUGGACAGAAUUCAGUGGGAGAGUGGACUGAGAGGGAGACAUUCGCCUUGUUGGAUGCAUGGGGAGAGCGGUUUCUUAGACUAGGAAGGAAGAGUCUUCGUUCAGAGGAAUGGAAAGAAGUUGCAGAAAAGGUUUCACAGGAAACAGAUAUUGAAAGAACGAAUGCUCAGUGUAGAAAUCGAUUGGAUACUUUAAAGAAGAAGUACAAGAAAGAGAACACAAGGUUGACAGCAGGUGCUAGUGGUGGUGGUGGUGGUGGUGGUAGCAAGUGGGUUUUCUACAGAAGGAUGGAUAUGUUGAUGUCUUCUCCACCAAAACAGCAAACUAGAACUGGACUUUCAUGUGGAAUUGAUUCAGGGGAGUAUGUGUUUAUGAACCCUAAUGUUUACUUGAAUCAUGCAAAUGGAUUAGAUGAGAUGAGAGAUAGUCCGGGAAAUUCAGAUUCGGAUGAUUCAGGUGGAUUUCCGCCAAAGGGAAGCAAGAACAAUAAUAAAGGCAGAAGGGUUUUUGAUGGUUCUUCUGUCAAAUUGCUAGCUGAUUCAAUUGAGAAAUUCAGCGAAAUAUAUGAGAAGAUUGAAAGUAAUAAGAGAAAGCAGAUGACGGAGUUGGAAAACAUGAGGAUGGAUUUUCAAAGGCAACUUGAAACACAAAGGAGGGAAAUUUUGGAGAGAGCUCAAGCUGAGAUUGCAAAGAUAAGACAAGGUGAUGAUAAUGAUAAUGAUAAUGAUGAUGAUAAUGAAAAUGAUCUCUCUGCUGAAAAUCUCAGUGGAUGAAUGAGAAUUACCUUAAGAUGGUUGUGUUUAGUAUUAAUACAGUUGUAACUCAUAAAUAAUGUCAUGAUGGUUCGCGUAUUGUCAUGUUUGUGGCCAUUUUAUGGGAAGUUUGGAUUGGUAGAACCUGCAAACUCCAAUGUCAAGGUGUUUUCUAAAUGCUCAAAAUGUACAAAGUUCCAUUAAUAAUGACUCACUUUUGAGUAAUUAUUUUUGUUUAGAAAGGUUGCCUAGUGAAGAUGUGGUCCGUGCAGCUGAUUAAUGUCCUAAGUACAGCUGAUUAUGUCCUAAUUACAGACUCGGCCCUCCUUUGUGCUGCUUUGAAGAACUGGUACACUUUUCCGCCUGAGUUAGCUUCUAUAGUCACUGAUAUUAAGGCCUUUUAGUAGACUGUUUACUGUUUGUAGCUUUUGUAAUGUAAGUAGGAAUUCUGUUUUGCCUGCUCAUCAGUUGACUGAUGUAAUUCGUAUUCGUUUGUUUGUAAUCGUUUGUCAAAAAAAAAAAAAAAGAUCGUAAAUAAUGUAGGUCAUUGAUUGUUUGCUAAAAUGUAGUACCAUAUUCUGUUGUUA
Molecule: messenger RNA, 2478 nt
Organism: Spinacia oleracea (spinach)
Lineage: Eukaryota; Viridiplantae; Streptophyta; Magnoliopsida; Caryophyllales; Amaranthaceae
Product: trihelix transcription factor ENAP1-like
Exons: 1
Coding region: 677-1912 (411 amino acids)
Cellular component (GO): nucleus
Molecular function (GO): transcription cis-regulatory region binding
Source: RefSeq, a predicted model, not a curated record